AUGAGAAACGGCAUUUACUCCAAACGACAACAUUUUGAUAAUUUAAGUUAUGUAUCGGAUGGUCGUGAUCGUAUUUCAUAUAUCAGUGAUCCAUAUGCAGCUUCAUCGCGUGAUGCUGUUGUCGAUGGUAAUGAAUUCGUUUUACAACCAAAUAAAUUAGAAAAACCUAGGCGUAAAAAUGAUAUUAUUUAUACAUUUCAACCCGGUCGAGAUAGUAUAUAUGCUUAUAACAAUGCAGCAUUUAGUGACAUUAGUGGUGCCAAUUCACAUGGACUUUCGACUCGAUCAUUGAAUUCAAAUUUAUAUGCUUCUCGAAAGUCAUUUGAAAAAACUAAUCAUAAUCGAAAAGUAUUUAGAAUAUGUUCGAAAUAUUGGUAUAUAUUUGGACUUCUAAUACUUAUUAUUCUUGCUAUUAUUGGUGUUGCUAUUGGUUUUGCUGUAUUUCAUUCGAAACAUAAACUAACGAAAUGUUCUUUAUCAUGUGAUCCAAGCGAAGAACUUGUUCAAUUAAAUUCAACACAUUGUGAAUGUAAAUUUAUUAAUGAAUGUGAAUUUGAACCACCUGUAUGUGGACGAUUUCCUUGCAUUAAAUUUAAUGGAACAGGCUAUGAAUGUAAUUGUACAACAGGCUUUCAACAUUCACCUAUUAAUAAUAAUUUAACACAUUGUGAAGAUAUUAAUGAAUGUAAAAAUUCAAAAACAUGUGGAGAACAUCAAAGAUGCAAUAAUACUAUUGGAAGUUAUAUAUGCUUUUGUGAAAACGGCUAUGAAACAAUUACAUCAACUAAUGGAAUCAUAUGUCAAGAUAAAAAUGAAUGUAUCGAUGAUCAUAUAUGUUCAAAUGGGUAUUGCAUUAAUACAAAUGGUAGUUUUGAAUGUAUUUGCAAUCCGGGUUUUAGACACGAUGUAUUCAAUUCAUUACAUUGUGAAGACAUCAACGAAUGUUUGUCAUCACAUAAUUGUACUGGUGAUAAUGAAAUAUGUGAAAAUACACAUGGUUCAUUUCGAUGUGUUUGUGCUCAUGGCUAUCGACGAAAUGAACAUGGCAUUUGCAUAAAUAUUAAUGAAUGUGCUGAAUCCAAUAUAACUUGUGAUAUUAAUUCACGAUGUGAAGAUCGGAAUGGAUCAUUUGCAUGUUGCAUGAAUAUGAUAAGAAAUGAAUGUAUUGAAUGUGGUUUUGAUUAUGCAAGUUCUAGAUCAGCCGUUGUUAAUCAUGUUCGACGAACCCGGAUGAUUGAUGGACAAUCGGUUGAAGCAGGACGUUUUCCAUGGAUUGCUGUUUUGUUAAUCAAAUCGGAUUAUUACAAUAGUGAACCACGUUAUGUUUGUUCAGCUUCUCUUAUUUCUAGUUGGAAUAUUAUUACUGCUGCACAUUGUCUUGAUGAACAACAUUUUCGAAAACAAUGGGAUUUAACAAGUGAACCAAGUUCAUUUAAAGAUAUAUUUGAUAUUCGUAUUGGUGUACAUAAUCUUAGUUUGAACAGUACUGAUUUUAUUCAAAGUCAAUCUUAUUCAAUUGCCAAUUUUACUUUACAUUCAGGAUAUCAAUCUUUGGGUUCAGAAGAUGCUACUGUAAAAAAUGAUGUUGCAUUAAUUAAAUUAACUAAACGUAUAGAACGUUCAUCAAAUAUUGAUUGGAUUUGUUUACCAACAAGUGUUAAUAUUCAAGAUCAAAAUACAUUAAAAGUAGUUUCAUAUAGUAAUACUGAUGAUAAUUUCAUUCAACAACAAUUAGAUAUUCGUGUACUUAAUAAUCAAGAAAGUAAAAGUGAAUGUCAAAGACAAUUAGGUGAUAUCGCUGAAGAUGCUUUCUGUGCGAUUAGUACAAACAAUUCAAGUUUAUUAGGCAUGGGUGAUUCUGGAGCAGGUGCUAUGUUAUUUAGUAACGAUCAUCGUUGGCAUCUUGCAGGUGUUAUGUCCAAAACAGGCCUUCAAAAAGCAUAUUCAGCCAUGACUAAUGUAUCAAUGCAUAUUGAAUGGCUGAAAUCUCUUGUGGAACGAUAG
This is a messenger RNA of Rotaria sp. Silwood1, 2004 nucleotides long. NCBI's taxonomy places the organism in Eukaryota, Metazoa, Rotifera, Eurotatoria, Philodinida, Philodinidae. The record is from the annotation of a GenBank genome assembly.